CCCUUCGGGUAUCUCCGCCCCCGCUUCGCCUAUCUCCGCCCCCGCUUCGCCUAUCGCCGCCUCUCUUCGUUAAGUUCCGCCGCCACUUCGGCAACUUCCGCCGGUUCGGUCGGAAAUGGCCGAAGACGUGCGAGACCCAGCGGUUUAAGGGGAGAAGACCGGCCGGCUUCUCGGAAUAAACCAACUGUGUCCGGCCCGUGGGGGGGGGGAGCAGGGGAGGGCGGACGGAGCGGGAAGACGAGGCAGCGGCUAUGGCUCCCCCCCCAGCCACUCGCGGCUCCGCCGGGAGGGCGAAGUGAGGGCGCCGAGAGGCUCCAGACAGAUGAGUAGAGAGCUGGCUGCAGAAGAGGGACAGAUUCCAGCUUGCCAGCUGCUCACCGUGUACAGAGGGAAACCCUUGAGAUCAGUGCUGGGAGGAAGAAGAGAAGUGGAGAAGGAGUCGAUGUGGGAUGUGGGACAGGCCUGAGCCAAGGAGCUGAGGGACAGCAGGAAUGGCAGAGCUUCACCCUCCCAGCAGCGAUGAGAGAGACUGACAGUGUUACGAGUCCCUUCUGGCUCCGUCUGCCCGACGGCUGCUGCCUCUGCAUAUUCAUCGGAUGGUAAUGCACGAUGUCGGCAGCAGCGGUAGAGUUUGGCUCGGUCCCACUGCGUUUUUCUCCUGCCAGUUGUGACUCUGAGUCACCAUGACAACGCUGUGACACUUCCAGCAAAGGUUGCCCACGGACCAAGGGUGGGCUGGGGGUGGGCGAGAAGGUCAAUGAUCGAGUCUGAUGGGGUCAGGAGUUGCACCUGCAGCAAAACGACCGUGGAAGAGCCGCCGGCACGGCAAGAAGAUGAAAUUCCCCUUCCAUUGGCUUCUUGUUGAGCAGGCACAAUAACAUUUCCCUUCGAGAGACUCGCUGUAAAAACUCUUUUGGUUAUGGCUACUGAUCCGACGUGAUUGCACGUGCGGCGACUCGGGAACUCAUGACUGGCUAUACGAUGUUGCGCAAUGGGGGAGUGGGGAACGGAGGCCAGCCGUGGGUGUUGAGGUGGUCCAGUCGGAUCCGGCUCACCUGGCUUAGCUUCACCCUCUUCGUCAUCCUCGUUUUCUUCCCCCUCAUCGCCCACUACUACCUGACCACCAUCGACGACGUGGACGAUGCCGGCAAGCGCAUCUUCGGCCCGCGCACCGGCAACGAGCUGUGCGAGGUGAAGCAUGUGCAGGACCUGUGCCGCAUCCGCGAGUCGGUCAGCGAGGAGCUGCUCCAGCUCGAGGCCAAGCGGCAGGAGCUCAACAGCGAGAUCGCCAAGCUCAACCUGAAGAUUGAGGCCUGCAAGAAGAGCAUUGAAAAUGCCAAGCAGGACCUGCUGCAGCUGAAGAACGUCAUCAGUCAGACCGAGCAUUCCUACAAAGAGCUGAUGGCUCAGAACCAGCCCAAGCUCUCCUUGCCCAUCCGGCUGCUGCCAGACAAGGACGACGCGACCUUCCCCCUGCCGAAAUCCAACAGGAACUGCAGGCUGCACAACUGCUUUGACUACUCGCGCUGCCCGCUGACGUCUGGCUUUCCAGUCUAUGUCUACAACAGUGACGAUUACGCUUUUGGUAGUUCCUUAGACCCUUUAAUUAAACAGGCCUUUGAGGCGACUGUCAGAACUAAUGUUUAUGUUACUGAAAAUGCAAAUAUUGCUUGUGUGUAUAUAGUUUUAGUGGGGGAAAUGCAAGAGCCCGUAAUGCCAAAACCUACUGAACUAGAGCAACAGUUGCACUCUUUGCCAUAUUGGAGGACUGAUGGACACAACCAUCUCAUCAUCAAUCUAUCGAGGAAGUCGGAAACUCAGAACUUCAUUUACAACAUCAGCACGGGGCGCGCCAUGAUCGCCCAGUCCACCUUUUACGACGCCCAGUAUCGACCAGGCUUUGACAUCGUGGUGUCACCUCUGGUCCACGCCAUGUCCGAGCCCAACUUCCUGGAGAUCCCGCCCCAGGUGCCGGUCAAGCGUAAGUACCUGUUCAGUUUCCAGGGGGAGAAGAUCGAGUCGCUCCGCUCCAGCUUGCAGGAGGUUCGCUCUUUCGAGGAGGAGAUUGAAGGCAACGCCCCGGCCGACUAUGACGACCGGAUCAUCACCACCUUGAAGGCCGUUCAGGACAGCAAGCUGGACUUUGUUCUGGUGGAGUUCACGUGUAAGAACCAGCCCAAGGCAAGUCUGCCCACUGAGUGGGCUCUGUGUGGAGAAAGGGAAGACAGACUAGAGCUACUGAAGCUUUCUACUUUUGCACUGAUCAUCACCCCCGGGGACACCCGUUUAGUGAUCUCCGCCGGGUGUACCAUGAGACUGUUUGAGGCUCUGGAGGUCGGGGCCAUCCCGGUGGUUCUCGGAGAGCAGGUUCAGCUACCCUACAACGAUGUGAUCCGGUGGAACGAGGCAGCCUUAAUCAUACCAAAGCCACGUAUCACAGAAGUGCACUUUCUUCUGAGAAGCAUUUCUGACAACGACCUCCUUGCCAUGAGGAGGCAGGGCCGCUUCUUGUGGGAGACCUACUUCUCCACCUCCGACAACGUCUUCAGCACAGUCUUAGCCAUCAUAAGGACUCGAAUCCAAAUCCCAGCUGCUCCUAUCCGAGAAGAGCCCGCCGUGGAGAUCCCCCACCGGUCUGGCAAAGCUGCUGGUACAGACCCCAAUAUGGCAGACAAUGGUGACCUGGACCUGGGGCCUGUGGAAACAGAGCCGCCCUACGCCUCUCCCAAAUAUCUCCGCAAUUUCACCCUCACCGCGAUGGAUAUCUACAGGAAUUGGAAUUCUGCCCCGGGGCCUUUCCACCUCUUCCCCUACACCCCCUUUGACCCCGUUUUACCAUCAGAGGCAAAAUUUUUGGGGUCUGGGACUGGAUUUCGACCAAUUGGUGGAGGAGCAGGUGGCUCUGGGAAGGAGUUCCAGGCUGCUUUGGGUGGCAACGUCCCGCGGGAGCAGUUCACGGUGGUGAUGUUGACUUACGAGCGGGAGGAAGUGCUGAUGAACUCCCUAGAAAGGCUCAAUGGUCUCCCCUACUUGAACAAAGUUGUGGUGGUGUGGAACUCUCCCAAGCUUCCCUCCGAGGAUCUCUUGUGGCCGGACAUUGGCGUCCCAAUCAUGGUGGUGCGCACGGAGAAGAACAGCCUCAACAACCGGUUCCUGCCCUGGGACGAGAUCGAGACCGAGGCCAUCCUGUCCAUCGACGACGACGCCCACCUGCGCCACGACGAGAUCAUGUUCGGCUUCAGGGUGUGGAGAGAGGCCAGGGAUCGCAUCGUGGGCUUCCCGGGCCGCUACCACGCCUGGGACAUCCCGCACCAGUCCUGGCUCUACAACUCCAACUACUCCUGCGAGCUCUCCAUGGUGCUCACUGGUGCUGCCUUCUUCCACAAGUACUAUGCCUACCUGUACUCCUACGUGAUGCCCCAGGCCAUCAGGGACAUGGUGGACGAGUACAUCAACUGCGAGGACAUCGCCAUGAACUUCCUGGUGUCCCACCUGACCAGGAAACCUCCCAUCAAGGUGACCUCCCGCUGGACCUUCCGCUGCCCCGGCUGUCCCCAGGCUCUGUCCCACGACGAUUCCCACUUCCACGAGCGGCACAAGUGCAUCAACUUCUUUGUGAAGGUGUACGGGUACAUGCCCCUGCUCUACACCCAGUUCCGCGUCGACUCGGUCCUCUUCAAGACCCGCCUGCCCCACGACAAGACCAAAUGCUUCAAGUUCAUCUAGGAUGGGAGAGCUGGACCCUGCCAGCUCCCAGCUGAGGCAGGAGAGGCCGGCACGGGGCUGCUUUGGUGGGCUGUGAGUGCAGAAGGCUGUGGGAAAUGGGCCAGCCUGGAUUGGGAUGGGCUCUUCCCAAAGUGGCUCACCUGGACAGGGAAUGGGACCCCGUGGCUCCUGUGAGGACACACCUGGACAGGGAAUGGGACCCCGUGGCUCCUGUGAGGACACACCCACGGAUCAUACACUGAGGAAUGGCUCGCUGGCCACUGGCUCUGCCCCUUCGCUAGCCAAGGGCAGCCGUUCUUUUUAAUUAUAAUUAUUGUUAUUUAAAAUGAAAGUGUUUUAGAUUUGCCACGUGA
Melozone crissalis (California towhee) is the source of this 4079-nucleotide messenger RNA. It is a transcript of the gene EXTL3, whose product is annotated as exostosin like glycosyltransferase 3. The coding region runs from base 967 to 3726 and encodes 919 amino acids. Gene Ontology annotation, molecular function: glycosyltransferase activity. The record is from RefSeq and is a predicted model, not a curated record. Lineage: Eukaryota; Metazoa; Chordata; Aves; Passeriformes; Passerellidae. Gene Ontology annotation, cellular component: membrane. The transcript has 8 exons.